AUGAAGUCUAUGACAACAGCUGGGGUGGGUGUUAUUUAUACCCGCCACAGACCAGUUACGUUGCGACGCGUGGGCUGCCACCGGCUCUUCUGGGCUAACGCCACAGGUAAUUGUAACCUGAAAACAGCGGCCCACGCUCAGGAAAUUAAGUUUAGUUUGCGCGUCUGGUGUGGUGGGGGUUGGAAUGGCCCAUGGGAUAUCGGUUAUUUACGGGCGUGCCAUCGGAGUUUGGGCUCAGGUCAGCAUAACAGUGAAUGCACGUGCGCGUGUGAUGCUGCUGCAACGUGGUCUGGGAGUGCUGCCAGACUCGCCGAUUUGGGAUCUAGUGGGCAGAUUUUUGUUGACUGUGGUUUCUCGUUUCGGCACUUUUCAGGAUGCCCAAUCAUGUCUGGCCACAUCGCCAAAAUUGUAUGUUUUGAUGGUGGGCACUUUUGGAAACUGUGCGGCAUGUGGUUAAUUCCUCGUAUAUUUGUACGCGCAUAA
Messenger RNA from Prunus armeniaca (apricot), 483 nucleotides. The record is from the annotation of a GenBank genome assembly. NCBI's taxonomy places the organism in Eukaryota, Viridiplantae, Streptophyta, Magnoliopsida, Rosales, Rosaceae.